Molecule: messenger RNA, 2627 nt
Organism: Marchantia polymorpha subsp. ruderalis
Lineage: Eukaryota; Viridiplantae; Streptophyta; Marchantiopsida; Marchantiales; Marchantiaceae
Source: the annotation of a GenBank genome assembly
UAGGCUGACAAUAUCUCGAGGACUUAUGAGAUUUGUGUUGUCGGGAAAUUGGGAUAUACGUGGAGAUGGUCCAGAGAUGCGAGUGGAGUAGCUCAUCAGUGUAGAAACAUUGCGAUGAUGGAGUGGCGUUUGUCGAGGAACCGAUUCGAUGGAAGUUGUGCUCGAACUGGUCCAUCCCCGAUUCCCCGACUUGGAUGCUUUUCUCCAUCUUAUACUUCUCGUCGGUCUUUCGUUUCUAUCACGUCGUCUGACUCCUCUUCGUCGUGGUCGCGAAUUCAGUGGAUGUCGAUAAAUACUCUGCAACCUUGUCCUCGUCAUCGUUUGUGUAUGGGGUUUAUGAUUUGUCCAAGCAUAGAAUUCUGUCACUCAGUGGAUUCAGUUACAGCAAGCGGAGUCUCGCCCGGCUAGCAAUUAGCUCGUAUGGCUCUAGCCCGGCUGGGCCCUCAGCGUCCCAAUCCGGCUGGAGUUCCAACAUGUUCUGCUUCAGCCAUCCCCAAGUCCAGUGAAUAAAGUGAGAUAAAGUGCAGUUUUGCAUGUCGGGGACUUGUGGCUCCUGCCGUCGGUGGGAAUUUUUAGAACCUGACUUAUUUGGGUUCUGAAUUGCUUGCAUUGCACAGACAUUCUGCCUCAAGCAGACUUUCUUCGCUGUAGAGAUGCUCCCUUUUAACAUCUCUACAGCGAGCGCAAUGUGGUAGCAGGAGCAGAUAUUCUUCACACGAAAUCUGCUGCACCAUGACUGGUCGUGAUCUGUUUACGGUUUGGGUGAAGCUGUUGGGGACGAUUGCCUAUUGGAAUUCAAAAUACCUCACGAUGCAUCUAUCUCAGUAAAGGGAGCCGUGGGAUGCGAAGGUGAUCCAGAAGGUCUUUUAAGCACCCUGAAACUGAGCUGAUCCCUUUUACAGACGAGUUCCAGGAAGAGGCCACCUUAUCUGAGGGGCCAGCACAUUUUCCUCUGAUUCCGACUAUCUUUUGCUGAGCCUGUGUCUUCGCUCAGUUAUGGUGGAUUGGGUUGAAGAACGAAAUCCAAUACAGCUGUGUACGAUUGCAGCAGCUGGUCUGAUUUGAUAUUCACACCAUUGAGAGGUUUUGAAAUGCUAGCCUCUUCCUACUUCCCCACUCUUCAGCUCUCGUACAAAACCGAAACUAAACAGUCUAGAUUCUUUCUAUUCUGUGUAGAUUGUAUGACCAGGGUAGAACGAACAUGAGUAGUCGGAAUGUCCAUCUAAAUAAUGCCCGGAGUCAGGUCAAGCAGAGAGAGUUCGAUACUGUGAUGGUAGACGAAGCCUGCACGGACCCAAUGCUCGAUAGUCCCCCUAUGCGAAGAAUCCAGACCAAUUUCAGUAGACAACUUUCACGAUGCUGCAUCACCCAGGACAACCGCGAAGGAGGAACCACGGAGUCUGCACGCGCAACUCCGGAAUGAGACAAGGUGUGUCUGAUUGAGCUCUUCUGACGCUUAUAGUUUCAUAUCAGACCACCGUUUUCAGGUGACCUCCCUAAGUUUCAGGUGUGUCGAGAUUGAGAUUAAAGAGGUUUAUAUUACUAAUUGUAUCCUCCAAAGGUCCUUCAAAACUAAUUAGCUUACUUAUCCAUCAGUAGAGGUUUUACAAGCUGAAGAAUCUCCAUCGUCAUAUUCUUCCCGGUUAACUUAACUGAUGAUUUUGGUAAGGUAUGGUUGAAAUUUCAUGAAAAAUAUGGUCAGCAGAACACUACUUGAAAUCAUUCCGAUACAUAUGUGGCUUGAUCUUUAAACAGUCAAGAAGGCAGUGAUGAUGGUAGUGAGAUCUCGGAUGAUGAAUCGAGUACAUGAGAUCAUCGAUCGAAGAAGCUUGGUCUGCGUUGAGUAGAUUGUGGACAGGUUGUGAAACUCCACCCUCAGUACCUAAGAGCUUUUUCCUGCGAAGGAGUCCAAGCCUUCUGGAACCAUGCCACACUUACAAGGUCCUUAUACACAUGAGAUGCUGACUCUACAGCCUGCAACAAAUCUUAAGUUGUAAUAGUGUCAUUACUGACCAGUCAAGCUCACAUUGUGACCACCUUGAUGAUUCUUGCUGACGAACUUGUCAGACGUAUGUGCACUCUUUUGGUUUCGUUCCAGUGCUACUGAACAGUACUGCUGGCAUUUGAAACUUCGUGUUCUGAAGUUGUACAGACAAGAGACCGUUCCUGAUCUCUCUAAAAGGUUGAAGACUAAGGUCUUAAAAAUGUCGAUCAAGAUCUCAUUUGCUUCUAGGCUAGCUGUGAGUAGAAUUUAUAGCUAAAAAUUAGCUAUUUCCUCUGGAAUGUUAGUGUUGUAAAUUAGAAGAAUACGGCCGUAUAAGAAUUCAAGACGGGACCGCAAUAGGUAUGGGCGUUAAGGGUUGUCAGUAUUAUCUUCAUUCAUCAUGCAUUCCAAAGUGCUGCUGCAAUUGUCAUGUGAUUCACGGGCCCUGUUUAUAUUCUUAUACAUGUGUGAUGUAGAGAGAUGUGUUCACUCUAAACUCCACUCCAUAAUAUUACAGGCUCUAAGCGUGUUUCAUUAUGCUUGUUAACAUUCUCUGUAUUUUACCAUAAAUAUGACAUAUCCUGCAUGCUCUCUAUUCACUCAGUAUCAUGGUAUCAGGAAUUCACAUAGCUGGAAUGUUGCU